Molecule: messenger RNA, 2866 nt
Organism: Olea europaea var. sylvestris
Lineage: Eukaryota; Viridiplantae; Streptophyta; Magnoliopsida; Lamiales; Oleaceae
Product: cell differentiation protein rcd1-like
Exons: 10
Coding region: 2002-2742 (246 amino acids)
Biological process (GO): mRNA catabolic process; negative regulation of translation
Cellular component (GO): CCR4-NOT core complex; CCR4-NOT complex; P-body
Source: RefSeq, a predicted model, not a curated record
UUAUUUUCCUAUUUAUUUUUGAUGUAUGGUUGUUUCCAGUUUCUUGUUUUUAAUAUUGAGUGAAGGGAUUUUUCCUAUGUUUUCGAAUUUAAUCGUUUGCGAUUGACUUGCAAAUGUGUUGAUGCUGCUAAUGUUUAAGAUAUAUAUUUUUUUUGGUCACUUUCUUAUAAGUAGGAAUUUUAAUUACUUGCAGGGUGGUUGUUUAUUGUCUAAGGGACCUAACUAUUUUUUUCCACCGUUUCUUGCUGUAGGAUUGUCAUUUUCCUUCCCAUGGAAGUAAGUAAAAAUGAAAAGGAAAAAAUGUGCCGUAAGGAAGUUUCCUUGUAAUAUGAAAUUUCACUAAAAGUCGUAGAGGUUUACUGAAUAUUACAUAUGGACAUGAAGUUCACAAAUGAAAGAUGGUUGGAAAGAGAGUGAUGAUAUUGGUUAAUUGAUUCGAGACUUCUAAAUUUUGUCCCAGAACAGGAGGUAAGGUAGAUAAACUCAAUAACUGGCUAAAUGAGAGGGUGGUUAAGUGAGAAAUGUGAUGGAAUGAUGAUGUGGUUUUGGUCACGGUGGUAAAACGUUCAGAAAUAAUUUUAGGCUGUCUAGUACAUUGCAUUAAGCUUGGGCUCUUACUCAAUUUUUAUCUUGAAUUUUCUAGGUAUGCCAAGUAUUCUUACUAUUACUACACACAAUUGUCAAUUACCAACCUACAUAACCUGGGAUCUAGUUAUGCUCAGUGUGUAUAAUCAUACAAGAAGCAACAUCAAGUGCAUCCAAGUAAAAAACUAUAUUUCCAGUUGCAGUUUAUAUAAUUAACUUUGGUGGGAUGAGAUCAAAUUAUUGAUAUUUGGAAAGAAGAUGUCCAAACAAUUUUAUAUUAUUGCCAUACAGCUCAUCUAUGAGAAGGCAAAAGUCUGAAUUGCUAAACCCUUUUUAUGAAAUAGCUGUGUCCGUCAACAUUCCUGCAUGACAUGUUCUAUAUAGCAGUAUAUUUGUGUUUAUGAGCACCUCUCGAUGGCAGGUGUUCUUUCAGAACUUGGAAACUUUGACCUUCUUCAAACUAGAGGUCGUUAAGCCCCCGUUAAAAUUAUAAUCCACUUUUCUCUCUCUUCUUGUCAACCACACAUUCCCUAAUACAAUAACACGUAAACCGAUUUUUUUCUUUUUUAACCACAUAUUCUUCAAAAAUAAAUUAUUGCAAAAAUUAUAAUGUCAAAUAAUGGGGGCCAAAUGAGGGACUAAUUUCAUUGGGAGCAACUGAAAUAUUAUUUAUCUGCAAGAAGCUUGACAUGGUAUUACUAGUGGACUAUAGGUCUUUAAUUUGGUCUCUGAUCUGAAUCUAAGGUAUUUUUGAUGGAAAUCCUAUUAGAUUUAUAUGACUACUUUCCAUGUUUAGAUUCUUAUUUUAGUAAAAGUUAUUAGCGUUUACUUACUAGAUUUUCUUUGAUUUUAUUUAUGUUUUCUACAUAGAAUAUAAAUAUUUAUUAGAUUUACUAGGAUUUUCUUUGAUGUUCCCUAUAUAUAAAUGUGGUUUAUGCAUUGUAAUAUUUAGACUUUGAUUAUGAAAUAAAUUAAUAGUUUCUCCCAAUUGCUUCUCCCUUUUCUACUCUUUCCCCUCUCUCUUCUCUUCNUCUCUUCUCUUCACUUUCUCUUUCUUUCUCAAUCUCGUUCCUUGUUCAUUGAGUCCUAUCACCUAUGUCAUAUUUGUUGCUUCAUUUCAUGGUAAAUUAGAAUUGAUGUUUGAAUCGUUUAGAGGUGUACUUGCCAUCAUGUGCAUGAUCACCAACUUUUCUGUGAGAUUACUCAUUCCUCUUCCUUUUAGUAAUCAUAAACCUGUCAUGUUUAGCAUUUGUUCCGUCUUUAUUUGUGUUUUUAAUUUAAGAAUUCAUCUUUAUUCCAAGGCUGACUAAUUUUUAAUCAAUUGCGUUAUGGAUGCCUAAUAAACUCUUUCUCUGUCAAUAGAGGAGAGAAACAUUUAUAGAUUUUGGUCUAAUACUGUGGCAUUCCCCUGGUACAAUGGCUAUACUACUGCAGGAAGUAAUAGGUGUCUACCCCUUUUUAUCACCACCUACUCUAACGUCAGCACAAUCAAACAGAGCUUGCAAUGCACUUGCACUUCUCCAGUGUGUGGCUUCCCAUCGGGACACGAGAAGGUUGUUUGUCCAGGCACACUUUCCAUCGUAUUUGUACUGCUUUCUUACCACAGAUUGCAAAUCAAGGCCAUUUGAGUACCUGAGGCUUACUUGCCUGGGUGUCCUUGGUGCUCUAGUGAAGGGGGAUGACACUGCAGUUAUCCAUUUCCUUCUCGCUACAGAAAUUAUGCCCCUGUGUCUACGCACUAUGGAGAACGGCAAUGAGUUGUCAAAAAUGGUUGCAGCUUAUAUUCUGCUAAAGAUAUUGCAGGAUGGAGAGGGCUUAAACUAUGUAUGUAUUGCAGCAGAUCGAUUCUAUGCUGUAGGUCGAGUACUGAGGAAUUUGGUUGUUGGACUGGCUGCACACCCUUCACCUUGGUUAUUAAAACACAUUAUUAAGUGCUAUAUCCGGAUAUCUGAGGACGUAAGGGGUCGCAUUGCUCUAAGAGAUUCUCUUCCAGAAAUUCUCAUGGAUGGCACAUUUAAUAAUCUCCUUAAUGAAGAUCCAAUGAUGAAAAGGUGUCUGCAACAUUUGCUUCUCAAUGUUCAUGGGUCUCUGGUUGGCCUUCAAGUUACAGGUACUAUCCUCAAUAUAUUGACGUUGAUGUGUUCCAUCCUAGUGUAGUUACGAUUGCUGAGAGACGAGAAAUUGUGUGCUUUACACUUUUGGUUGUGAAAGCUGGCUAUUUCUUUUCAUAUUGGCAAUACUUGUCAGCACUGUGGGAGCCAGCUUCUGAAGUUGGGGGUUU